This is a messenger RNA of Rotaria sordida, 573 nucleotides long. NCBI's taxonomy places the organism in Eukaryota, Metazoa, Rotifera, Eurotatoria, Philodinida, Philodinidae. The record is from the annotation of a GenBank genome assembly.
AUGACGUUGAUCAACAAUGAUCCAAAUUUUCGUCAAGACACUAGACAAAGAUGUAUCGACACAUUUUUUGCUACAAUGCCACAAAUGUGUGAUCGAUUCAAUAGAAAUUCAUGCACUCGUGAUGUUCAGAUUACGAUUGACCCAGGAUAUAAUGGAGUGGCCUAUGCAUCAGGUGGUUCUAUUGUAAUUAGUGCAACUUGGUUUCGAAAUAAUCCACAAGAUACAGAUGUUGUUACACAUGAAGGUAUGCAUGUUGUUCAACGUUAUCCACGUGGUGAUCCAGGUUGGUUAAUUGAAGGUAUUGCAGAUUAUGCUCGAUGGAGAUAUGGUACAAAUAAUCCAGCUGCUAAUUGGUGGUUACCAGACUUUGAUCGUAAUCAACAUUAUACAAAUGCAUAUCGAGUAACUGCUCGAUUUUUAGCUUGGUGUGAAAAGCGUUAUGCAAAUAUAGUCAAUCAACUUGAUGCAGCUUUACGUGGUAAUACUUAUUCGGGUAAUUCUUGGAAUCAAUUUAGUGGUGGAAGAUCAGUAGAUCAACUUUGGGAAGAUUAUAAAAAUAAUCCAAAUCUUUAA